AACGUGCCGACACUGCUUUUGUUUAACUCAUUUAAAUUGUUAUUGUAUACAUUUGAUAGGCUAACCACUAUCAUGUGCAAGGUACUAAAUCUUCGUAAUAUUACUACGUUAUCUGUUUUAUCUCUAUCUUCCACAUCUUCUUUGUUCAAAAUGGCUGACACUGUUCUAGAAAAUCGCAAUAUGUGGAUUCAAAUGCCUUUAAAUGAAAAACGGACACAUUACAAAUGUGGCGAUAACUUUGUUACUCUGGACAAAGUACCAACUUGGACUUUACAAUCGAAGAAAUUAGGUUCAUCUCUUGUUCAAAGGUGUGGAGGAAAGGAUUACAACGACAGUGGUUUCGGACCUUUCUCAGCCAACCCUUCACUAGCAGACAAAGUGUCAAUGUGGGAGGGAGACAUCACAAAGCUGGAGAUAGACGCAAUCGUCAAUGCAGCAAAUGAAAGCCUGCUCGGAGGAGGGGGAGUGGACGGUGCCAUUCACCGAGCUGCUGGGCCGGAACUGAAGGCCGAGUGUAAGACUCUACACGGGUGUCCCACGGGCCAGGCCAAGAUCACGGGUGGCUACAGGCUGCCUGCCAGAUAUGUGAUUCAUACUGUUGGACCAAGAGGAGAGAAACCAGACCUGUUGGAGCAAUGUUAUCAAAACUCUCUAGAUAUCGUCCGCAAAGAGGGCCUCAGAUCCGUGGCAUUUCCCUGUAUCUCAACAGGAAUCUAUGGAUAUCCCCAAGAAAAUGCAGCAAAAAUUGCGCUCACCACUGUCAGGAAUUUCUUGGAUAAAAAUGCUGACUCUAUCGAUCGGGUCAUAUUUUGUCUGUUCCUCGAGGAAGAUAUUGAAAUCUACAAAGGGUGCAUGCCAAUUGCAUUCCCUUUGGCCAAAGUCUAAAUUUGUUGUUAAUUCAUUUCCAUUAGGUUAAGUAUGAGGUUGUGAUUUUUAUCAUGUAUUGAUAAUUAAACUUUUCUUUUUACUCAA
Messenger RNA from Macrosteles quadrilineatus (aster leafhopper), 972 nucleotides. RefSeq names its product macro domain-containing protein RSc0334-like. Lineage: Eukaryota; Metazoa; Arthropoda; Insecta; Hemiptera; Cicadellidae. Gene Ontology annotation, molecular function: ADP-ribosylglutamate-[protein] hydrolase activity. Gene Ontology annotation, cellular component: nucleoplasm. Bases 73 to 885 code for a protein of 270 amino acids. The transcript is spliced from 9 exons. Gene Ontology annotation, biological process: peptidyl-glutamate ADP-deribosylation; DNA damage response; purine nucleoside metabolic process. The record is from RefSeq and is a predicted model, not a curated record.